GAUUUACGUUUCCUAAAUUGCCACUUGAGUGAAGACGUUAACAGUGCGGACGCAGAUAUGGAAAAGGAUGCUCGACCUAACUGGGACAGUCCCUUGCAGUUCGUGUUGGCAUGUGUUUCUUAUGCUGUCGGACUGGGGAACGUGUGGCGGUUCCCCUACCUGUGCCAGAUGCACGGCGGAGGAAGUUUCUUGAUUCCAUAUCUAUUGAUGUUGUUAAUUGAGGGUGUACCCUUAUUCUACAUGGAGCUUGCCAUUGGACAAAAGAUGCGCUUGGGAAGCAUUGGAGCCUGGUCAGCAGUUAGCCCUUAUUUGGGAGGAGUGGGUCUUGCCAGUGUUGUGGCAUCCAUUUAUAUCUGCCUCUACUACAACAUCAUCAAUGCAUGGAGCUUCUGGUACCUCUUUAAUUCAUUUCAAUCUGUUCUGCCCUGGUCAAAUUGCCCGGUUAAUGCUAACCUGACAGGCCCUGUAGAGGAAUGCCAAAAGGCUUCUCCAACCCAGUAUUUCUUUUUUAGAGAAACACUGAACAUUGCUUCUUCAAUUGAAGAGAAUGGAGGCAUUCGAACAAGCCAGGCUUUGUGUUUCCUGCUGGCUUGGGUGAUUACCUACCUCUUCGUUAUCCAUGGAGUAAAGUCAUCUGGCAAGGUGGUUUACUUCACUGCUACAUUUCCCUAUGUGGUGUUGGUUAUCUACCUCAUUAGGGGUUUAACUCUUCCUGGUGCCAUCAAUGGUAUAGCAUACAUGUUCACCCCCAAGUUGGAAGAGCUGGCCAAUCCCACUGCAUGGAUAAAUGCUGCCACGCAGAUUUUUUAUUCUCUGGGUUUGGGAUUUGGGUCACUGAUAGCAUUUUCCAGCUACAACCAGUACAACAACAAUUUUGAGUAUCAGGCCAUCAUUGUCUCUAUCAUCAACAGUGGAACAUCCAUUUUUGCUUCCAUCGUCACCUUUUCUAUAUAUGGCUUUAAAGCAACAGUUAACUAUGAAAACUGCCUGGAGAGGACACGCAUAUUGCUGCUGAAUACUUUUAAUCUCGCAGAGGACACUAUUAACAUGGACAAUGUGUUUGAAUGGGUUCAAAAACUCAAUGCAACAUACCCGGAGCAGAUCGCUGAGCUUGGCAAUAAACUGGAAGAGUGUGACUUAACGAGUGAACUCGACACAGCAGUGGAAGGUGUUGGUCUUGCCUUCAUUGUGUACAGUGAAGCCAUUCAAAACAUGCCCUUGCCUCAAUUAUGGUCAGUGCUGUACUUCUUCAUGCUCCUGCUCCUGGGAUUGGGUAGCAUGCUGGGCAACUUGACCGCCAUCACCACCCCACUGCGAGACUUUAAGCUAUUCGCUAAUGUUAGCAAUGAGGUGUUAAACGGGACAGUGUGUGUCAUCUUGCUGCUGUUCGGCCUGGGCUUUACCACCCCCUCUGGAAAUUACUGGUUUACCAUGUUCAAUGAAUAUGGAGCAUCUUUCUCCCUGCUCUUUGUCGUCCUCAUUGAGAUUAUAACCAUCAGUUAUAUUUAUGGACUUAAAAGGUUUGAAAAAGACAUCGAAGACAUGAUUGGUCACCGUCCAAACUGGUAUUUUAAAAUUACGUGGGGAAUAAUAAGUCCCCUUCUGCUAAUAUGCCUCUUCAUCUUCUACAUUGUCAACUAUAUUAGAGGAGGGACACUCACCUACCAAGCAUGGGACAGGAACCUGGGAAAGUCAGUGGCGACAGACUAUCCUAUUUUUGGUCAAGUCUUCAUUGCAUUGCUGCUGGUGUCCGCAGUCAGCUGUGUUCCCCUCACAGCUCUGUACGUGUACUGCACGAACAAGAAGCAAAGACUUGUUAAGGAGGGCCCUUCGAUCAGCACCAUAUCUGCUUAG
Messenger RNA from Nerophis lumbriciformis (worm pipefish), 1854 nucleotides. NCBI's taxonomy places the organism in Eukaryota, Metazoa, Chordata, Actinopteri, Syngnathiformes, Syngnathidae. The record is from RefSeq and is a predicted model, not a curated record.